This is a messenger RNA of Equus quagga, 3182 nucleotides long. RefSeq names its product mannosidase alpha class 2B member 2 (gene MAN2B2). The record is from RefSeq and is a predicted model, not a curated record. Gene Ontology annotation, biological process: mannose metabolic process. Gene Ontology annotation, cellular component: lysosome. Lineage: Eukaryota; Metazoa; Chordata; Mammalia; Perissodactyla; Equidae. The transcript is spliced from 19 exons. The coding region runs from base 1 to 3066 and encodes 1021 amino acids. Gene Ontology annotation, molecular function: carbohydrate binding; alpha-mannosidase activity.
AUGGGGCUGCUCCGCUGGCUGCCUCUGCUUGGGCCGCUGGUCCUGCGGUGGCUCCUGGGGGCCCAGGCCACGGACCACAUCAGGAUCUUCGUGGUGCCCCACAGCCACAUGGACGUGGGCUGGAUCCACACGGUCCAGGAAAGCAUGCAGGCAUACGCUGCCAACGUCUACACCUUGGUGGUGGAGGAGCUGGUCCGCAAGAAGAAACGCCGGUUCAUCCUGGUGGAGCAGGAGUUUUUCCGGCUGUGGUGGGAUGGCCUUGCCUCGGACAAGCAGAAACGCCAGGUCCACCAGCUCCUGGCCGAAAGACGCCUGGAGUUUGUCAUUGGAGGCCAGGUCAUGCAUGAUGAGGCUGUGACCCACAUUGAUGACCAGAUCCUACAGCUCACAGAAGGACACGGGUUUCUCUAUGAAACCUUCGGGAUCCGGCCGCAGUUCUCCUGGCAGGUUGACCCAUUUGGUGCAUCUGCCACGACCCCCACCCUAUUUGCCCUGGCGGGCUUUGAUGCCCACAUCAUCUCCCGCAUCGACUACGACCAGAAGGAUAACAUGCAGACGAUGAAGGGACUGCAGUUCCUGUGGCAAGGGUCCCCAUCGCUGUCGGCGCAGCAGGAGAUCUUCACGCACGUCAUGGACAAGUACGGCUACUGCUCGCUACUUUUCUUCUCAGGGUGGGGCCUCUCUAACCCUCCUCUGUCUUGCAGGAGAGGCUUUAACUGGGAUGGUUCCCCUGUCUUCCCGACUCCACCUCGGAAUGGGAUAUACCCCGGCAUGGAUCCCCCUGUCACUUCAGGCAACAUCAAACUCUAUGUGAAGGACCUGGUGGGCAAUGUGAAGGAGCGGGCCCCCUGGUUCCGGACACCCCACGUCCUCUGGCCCUGGGGGUGCGACGAGCAGUUCUUCAACGCCUCGGUGCAGUUCACCAACAUGGACCUCCUGCUGGACCACAUCAACAGGAACGUGGGCGGCGUCUCCGCCGAGUACGCCACACUGAGCGACUACUUUCAUGCCUUGCACGUUCUCAAUCUCACCUGGCCUGUCCGUGACCACCAAGACUUCCUGCCCUACUCCUCAGAAGCGUUUGAGGCCUGGACCGGCUUCUACUCAUCCCAUAGUGGGCUCAAGGGGCUGGCGAGGCGAGCCAGCGCCCUCUUGUACGCUGGGGAGUCCAUGUUCACACGGUUCAUGUGGCCGGCCCCCCUCCGACCCCUGGACCAGGCCUGGGCCCUGCAGCAGCUGCGACAGCUCCGCUGGGCGGUGUCUGAGGUGCAGCACCACGAUGGCAUCACUGGGACUCACACCCCCGAGGUGACAGAGAUGUACGUGGAGAGCCUGCACACGGGGCUGCAGGGCGUGCAGAAGCUGAUGGCCUCCAUCGCCCUGGACGGGACCCGGCUCCACUCAGUGAGUCCAGUGGCUGCAAGUAAAGCCUGCUGUCUGUGUGCAGGCCCACAACCCGGGGGACACUUUGCUGUGGUCUACAACCCCCUGGCCUGGACGGUCACCACCAUCGUCACCCUGACUGUGGGCUUCUCCAGUGCCAGCGUCACAGACGAGUCAGGCCAGCCUGUGCCUGCACAGGUCCAGGGGAUGCCGUCUGCAUACCGCCUGCAUGUGCUGACCACGAUUCCAGGUCUCACUUACCACCGCUACAGCAUCCGGCCCACUGAGGAGGCCCAGGAGGACACCGAGAAGACGGCCGCCACCAAGGCUAUCACCUUGAGGUUUCGCCUCAGGCCAAGGAGACGCACGGAGGCCAGGAGCAGCCGCCUGGUGUCCGUGAAGAAUGACUGUUACACUGUGUUCAUGGACCUGAAUACCAACCUGAUGCACAGCAUCUGGGAGAGACAGAGUAACCGAACAGUAUACAUGACCCAGGAGUUCAUGGAGUACCACGUCAACUUUAAUUUGGGUGAGCCCAACCUGUCUGAUAACUACUUGUUCACGCCGGAAGAGGCCGCAGAGCCAUCGUGGGGAGCCGUGAGGAUGGAGAUCGUGGAGGGGGAGCUCGUGACCGAGAUCCGGCAGUACUUCUACAGCACGGUGACGGCCAAGUAUCACUCCUACGCCAUCUUCUCCCGGGUUGCCCACGUGCCGCAGGACUCUCACGGGGAGCUGCUGUGCCGUCGCAUAGAGCAGGAGUACCAGGUGGGCCCCUUGAAUGUGAACCGCGAGGCCAUCCUGAGGACCAGCACGGAUCUCAACAGCCAGCAGGUCCUCUACUCGGACAACAACGGCUACCAGAUGCAGCGGAGGCUCUUCCAGCACCAUGAGAAGAACAAAAUCGCUCGGAAUUACUACCCCAUGGUGCAGUCGGCCUUCAUCGAGGACAGUGGCAGCAGGCUCGUGCUGUUGUCGGAACAGGCCCACGGCGUCUCCAGCCAGGAGGACGGGCAGGUGGAGGUCAUGCUCCAUCAGCGGCUGUGGAACGGCCACAUGGGGGCCAUAGAGCGUGGCCUCACGCUGAACGACACCUCGACGGCCCGCUCCCUGUUCUGGCUCCUGCUGGGACCCCGGCCCGACAUCGCUGACCUGCACCCGAGGAGUGGGCUGGCGCUGCAGCACAGGCCCAUAGUGCUGUUGGGAGAGCUGACCGAGACGGCCCCGAAUAGCCCAGGCCCCUGGAAGCCAGAGGCUGUGGUGCUGCCCCCGAGUGUUCACCUGCAGAUCCUGAGCAUCCCCGGCUGGAACUACAGCUCCAACCACACACAGCACCUGCAGAGUCUCCAGAAAGGCCAUCGAGGAGGGGCCAAGGCCCACCUCCACCGUGUCCUGCUGCGGCUCCACCACCUGUAUGAGGCUGAGGGGGACUCGGUCUUGUCUCAGCCGGUGACAGUGAAUCUGAAGGCCGUGCUGCGGGGGCUGGGGUCCGUGGUGGCGGUGGAGGAGCGCUCGCUCACAGGGACCUGGGACAUGAACACGCUGCACCGCUGGAGCUGGAGGACGCAGGAUGAUCGCCAACACAGAGGAGGCUCCGACUCUCCCUCGCCACCCCAGGGAAGCCCCAACGUCACCAUCCGCCCGAAGGAAAUCCGGACCUUCUUCAUUCACUUCCGAGAGGAGUGAGCCCUUGGCAGGUUCCGUGGCCCCGGGUCCCCAGUAGGGGAGCAGGACCCAGAUGGGAAAAGCCGCCUGGAGGGAUGAGGGGGGAGCGGCUGCCAGUCUGGUAGGCUGGGGGCAGG